AUCUAGAACGUAAUAAUUUGCAGAAAAUUUUAUUGGUUGAUUUGGUAAACGGAUACGGCUGGUCAUCGCUAUGAACACAUCGGUGCGCUACGAGCGCUGCCAGCAAAUACAGCUGGGCGUGCUCCCCGAAUCCCAAGUGGGCGUUACCAUGCCCGACCCCGACAUGCCCCAGGGAACGGGCAACGUGCUAUGCACACAUGACGGAGUGCUGCUGAAGAAGGCGAUUGCGGAACACAUCGCAGAAUUGAACACCAGCGGCUCCCUCUCCCUGGUGGAGUACACUCUGCCACGGCGUCGCCUCUAUUUGGAGUGGCAGCCGAACGAUAGCAUUAUGGUGGCCAACGAUAGUCAGGAUCAGGGCGAUUGGGCGCUGGUCGACAGAAUAUCGGGUCGGACACGCACCUCAUCCGAGUGCAAUGCGUUCAACACAAAGCCCGUGGAGCUGGGCAGCAAUGGGAAUGGUGGUGGUUUGAUGGCAACGCGUGCUCGAAUAAUGCGCGCCUUGAUGGAUGAUCUGGCGGCGGUUGAGGUGGGGAAUCGCGGACAGACUAUACGAUUCCUGCGCAAGUCGGACAGUGGCGUCCACUGCGAAUUCUUCUUUCACAAUGGCAAUGCUGAGCUAUUUUUGCGCUCGAUGCGCCAGCAGCAUUUCAUCGAGAGCUCCGAGACGAGUCGCAAUGGCAGCGAGGAAUACGCCAUAUUAAAUACUGAGAAUCAAAAGCUGAAGAAGACAUUCACCGAACUGGACAUUGAUGAGAUCAAGGCGAGACAGUUGCCACGCGAGAGCUGGUUGCCCCAUAAAUUGGUCAGCAUCUUCGGCACCAUACCGGACUAUGUGCAGCCAUCAUUUCAACGAUCACCCAAAUCGCGUCCCAAUUCGCUGGUGCACGGCGAUCGGCAAACGUCGCCGGAUCAGCACUAUCAAAUCAUCAAGAUGAGUGGCAGCACCAAUAGCGCCUGCUCCUCCAACAGUCACAGUCGCGGCGAGAGCGCCGACAAGUCGCCAGCGGACGCUGAACUGGACAACCUGAAUGCCCAGGACGAGAAGAUAGUUAACAAUUUGCCAGCGCGACAGAGUGUGCAUCGUGGCCAAGCACUGAACGAGAAGCAGUGGCUGGAAUUUCGAAUGGACGAUGGACGCAUCUCGGAUAGCAUGCGCGUCAAAGAGCUCAUCUUUCGCGGCGGCAUUGUGCCGAGUCUGCGCGCCGAGGUCUGGAAAUAUUUGCUGAACUACAAUCAGUGGUCCGAUACGGAACAGGAGCGCAUCGAGCGGCGCAAGCAGAAAUCGGUGGAAUACUACACAAUGAAGGCACAAUGGCUGUCGAUGACAAAAACGCAGGAGUCGAAUUUUAGCGGCUAUCGCGAUCGCAAGUGUCAAAUUGAGAAGGAUGUGAAGCGCACUGAUCGCUCGCAGGAGUUCUAUGCCGGCGAGAAUAAUCCCAAUCUGGAGUUGCUGCAGGGCAUUCUGAUGACCUAUGUGAUGUACAACUUUGAUCUGGGAUAUGUGCAGGGCAUGUCCGAUCUGCUGGCGCCCAUACUGGAGAAUCAAGUGAACGAGGUGGAUGCGUUUUGGUGUUUUGUCGGCUUCAUGGACAUGGUGCUCGGCAACUUUGACAUGGAUCAAGCGGACAUGAAGACCCAAUUUGCCCUGAUCCGACGACUGCUCGAGGUGGCCAAUGCGCCACUGUUCAAUUACUUGUGCAGUCACGAUUCGGACAACAUGUACUUCUGUUUCCGCUGGCUGCUCGUCUGGUACAAGCGGGAGCUGGACAACGACGAUGUGCUCCGGCUCUGGGAGUGUCUGUGGACGCGUCUGCCCUGUGCCAACUUUCACCUGCUCAUCUCUGUGGCGAUACUCGACCAGGAGACCAAUGUGAUUAUCGAUCGAAAAUACGAAUUCACCGAGAUCCUAAAACAUGUCAACGAACUAACCGGCGCCAUCGAUUUGAAAUGCACCCUGGAAACGGCAGAAGCCAUCUAUCUGCAGCUGAAGGCAUCCGAGGCGUUGCCCAAUGAUAUACGUCACAUUAUUGGGCAGCCGCUGCUGCCACCGGCGGCUAGCGAGGAGCGCAAUGGCAGCGAGAACGAUGAAACGACCAAUUCGGAUGAUGGUUUCGAUGAGCUGCGCGAACUGACGCCGGAGGAGAAGCGGCGCAACCAGAUGCUACUCGAGGAGGCAUACGAGAGAUCCCUGAUCUUGCAUCACAUUUAGUUCGUUCCAACAACGCCAACGGAAACCAACAUGCGCAAUUUAACAAAGCUGUAGCCUUUAAGACUCAAAGUUUACUAUACGACGACCCGACGACCUGACGAGCUGUCGAGCUGGUGACGCCCCCAAUUUGGUGGCGCCAGGGGCGUCGCUGUUGAAGUGCUUUAUAUGCAAUUGCACACAGUUUAUACAUUGUAUAUUAUACAUAUUUGUACGUUUUGUAUUUAUUGUAAGUUCUUUUCCUAUCUCCCCCACUCUACCCCCAACCCCAUCAAUUGGUCCUAAAAAAAAAGGUCGCAACGAAAUCUCAAUUCAGCGAAAUUUGAAUUAGUUCUGUGUAUGUCAAUUUAUCAUUGGAAAUUCCUUGAUUAUCGCAAUGCUAAAAGCAGCUUUUGUUGCCCCUAAUUAAGUUUAACUCAAUUACUGUGAAUAUACAAGCAUAUAUAUAUAUAUAUAUAAAUAUAUAUAUAUAUCUUAAAUUGCGUAGUAAAAACGAAAGACAAACACCAAA
This is a messenger RNA of Drosophila grimshawi, 2720 nucleotides long. It is a transcript of the gene Tbc1d15-17, whose product is annotated as TBC1 domain family member 15. The coding region runs from base 71 to 2212 and encodes 713 amino acids. The record is from RefSeq and is a predicted model, not a curated record. Gene Ontology annotation, biological process: activation of GTPase activity. The transcript is spliced from 3 exons. Gene Ontology annotation, molecular function: GTPase activator activity. NCBI's taxonomy places the organism in Eukaryota, Metazoa, Arthropoda, Insecta, Diptera, Drosophilidae.